AUGUUCAAUAAGUGGGGGUACGGCGUCCCCGGUCCCAACGCCACGGUGAUAAGUCGGGCUCCUGGUCUCAAACUGGUGGUGGAGACUCUGAUCACUUCUCUCAGACCCAUCGGGAAUAUCGUCCUCAUCUGCUGUGCUUUUUUCAUUGUGUUUGGAAUUCUGGGAGUCCAGCUGUUUAAAGGGAAGUUCUUCCACUGCGAGGGGCUGGAUGUGAGCAACAUCACCAAUAAAACCCACUGCCUGGGGUCGGGAUACAGAUGGGUUCGACGGAAAUACAACUUUGACAACAUAGGACAGGCGCUGAUGUCGCUGUUUGUUCUGUCAUGUAAAGAUGGAUGGGUCAGCAUCAUGUAUGACGGCCUGGACGCUGUCGCAGUGGACCAGCAGCCAAUAAGAAACAACAACCCCUGGAUGCUGCUGUUUUUCAUCUCUUUCCUCCUCAUCGUCAGCUUCUUUGUGCUCAACAUGUUUGUGGGCGUGGUGGUGGAAAACUUUCACAAGUGUCGCCAGCAGCAGGAGGAGGAGGAGGCGCGGAUUAGGGAGGAGAAACGACUGAAACGGCUGGAGAAGAGGAGGAGAAGGGCCCAGGAGAAGCCAUAUUUCGCUGACUAUUCCCCGUUGCGUCGAUCCAUCCACACCGUGUGCACCAGCCACUACCUGGACCUCUUCAUCACCAUCAUCAUCUUCACAAACCUCAUCACCAUGAGCAUGGAGCACUACAACCAGCCUAAGUACUUCGAGGAGAUACUGAAGUACUGCAAUUACGUCUUCACUGUGGUUUUUGUCAUCGAGACCAUUCUCAAACUCCUCGCUUUUGGGCUGCGCCGCUUUUUCAAAGAGAGAUGGAACCAGUUGGACCUCGCCAUUGUGUUGAUGUCCAUCAUGGGAAUCGCUCUGGAGGAAAUAGACCUGAAUGCUUCCCUCCCCAUCAACCCCACCAUCAUACGCAUCAUGCGCGUCUUAAGGAUAACAAGAGUGCUGAAGCUGUUGAAGAUGGCUACAGGAAUGAGAUCUCUGUUGGACACGGUGAUGCAAGCGCUGCCUCAGGUGGGGAAUCUGGGUCUGCUCUUCAUGUUGCUGUUCUUCAUCUAUGCAGCUCUGGGAGUUGAGCUCUUUGGAAAACUGGAGUGUUCAGACGAUAACCCAUGUGAGGGCCUCAGUCGCCACGCCACCUUUGACAACUUCGGCAUGGCUUUUCUCACACUCUUCAGGGUGUCUACCGGGGACAACUGGAAUGGGAUUAUGAAGGAUACGUUGCGAGAGUGUCGUCCUCAUGAACGCCACUGCCUCACCUACCUUCCUCUGAUCUCCCCUGUUUACUUCGUGACCUUCGUCCUUACGGCUCAGUUCGUGCUGGUCAAUGUGGUUGUGGCCGUUCUGAUGAAGCACCUCGAGGAGAGCAACAAGGAGGCUGCGCUGGAGGAGAUGGAGGAGAGGAAGGAGAAGGAGGAGAUGAAGGAGAGGGAGGAGAUGAAGGAGAGGGAGGAGAGGGAGGCGGCCUGCCGGCGACUCAGUUCUGCGUUUGUCGGUGGAGAGCAUCCUAACGUGGACACACCUGCCCAGGUGCAGGUUGAGGAUGAGGAUUGUUCCCAUGGCAACCUGCUGAGCAUAGGACGCAAGCCGUCUCUCCCCAGCGACAGCUACGCUCAGCCACUCAGAUGCUCCCCCUAUCCUCCCAUCUGCCACGAGGCGUACUCCGGCUACAGCUACUCAGGCUCCAUGACCUCUCUGUGCUCCAGUGGAGCCGGCUCCAUGCUGCAGGUUCCCGGAGCUCUGCCGGCCUUCAGCCACGCCUCGCUGGGGGUCGGACGCAGCUCCAGGCCAAAGAUCUGCCUCAGCAACGCUCAGAGCAUCGACAAACACUUCUCACACAGACUCACCCCUGCUGACAGCAUCGAGGGGUACAGGUCGAGUCCGGCUCACGGAAUAAACCGGCACAGACUCAGCUCUGCUCACAGCAUAGAUGGAUACAAGCUGAGCCCGGCCCAUCGAAUAAACAGACACAGACUCAGCUCCACUCGCAGUAUGGACGGUUACAGGCACCAUCCAGACAGCAACGCAGACAGACCUCAACUCACCUCCAGCCACAGCAUAGACAGACAACCCUCUCUCAGACUGAGUCCCGCCCACAGUGCCAGCAGACAUUCUUCUCGGUGGCUCAGUCCUGAAGAAAGUUUGGACCGAAACAUGCUGAGCCCCUCUUAUGUUCCCGAUAACUCGGGCCUGAAGAGACCAGCAUCCUUCCGCAGAGCAAGCAAAGUGUUACAGAGACAGGCGGCUGUGCGCUGUGACUCUAUGGAUCAGAGCGGUUCAACGGACGACUUGGCAGAGCCUCCCCUCACUGUGACCGCUGUCUCUUCCACACCACCACGCCAGAGAUCUUCUAGUGUACACACACUGAAAUUCACACACCCCCAGAGGGUCAUCUCAUGCAGGAGCAACAGCCGGAGCAAUAGUGAAACCACUGGGCAAGAACAUGUACCCGAGCAGGCCAUCUGUGGCUCUCGGCCAGGAGCAGAUGUGGAGAAGAGGCCUGUCAGCCCACAGAGACCCUCCAGCCUGAAGGUGCCCAGCUGUGAAUCCACCUCAUCGAAGACCCUCUGCAGAGCGGCCAGCCUCAGCCCGGACCCCGGCCCACAGUCAGACACCGCAGACGAGGAAGUCGGCCACAUUAACAGUUCCGAUCACUCACACUCACAACUCCCUCCUGGCUCCCCACACAAAAGCAGACACCUUACCCCUAGCCCCGUGGAGCACAGGAGUCGCCUCAGCCAAUCAGUGUCUCCGGUGUCGGGCAGGAACAGGAAGCAGAGGGUGAGCCCACCGCCAGGAGAGGAGCCCAUUACUAUGGCAACCCAGGUGAUGGACAGCAGUUCUGAGCUGAGGAGGCGGACUCUGUCAUUUGACGCCACAACCCCCUCUCCUAAUCAGCCAGAGGGGGGUUCUGUGGACGACUGAAUAAAUGAUCAUAUUGUUGAAGAGGAGGAGCCUGAUGUGCUGCCGAAGCACACGAAGGGCGGGAGUUACAGUCCGAAACAGGAAGGAUACCUGUUUCCUGUUAUGGGCACAUCUCCUCGUCCCCUCCCUUCCAAUCACAAGAGUUUCACAGGGUGAUUGAGCAGAAAUAUUUCCGACUGUGUGUGUAUGAGUGUGUAUCUGUUCAAAGACUUUACCCGUUGUGCUUUCUGCACAAAACAUGCACAUAAGAAGACGUUUCCUUUUCUUCUAUCAUAGUCCUAGCUUUAGUUGAGACAUAGUUGUCCCGCCCCCGCUAUAUUUACUCAAACAUUAACCUUCCCCUUGCUUGCUCUCCUUCUUCUGCCCUCACUCCCAUCCUUUUUACGCACCUCAAGCCUAGGUCAGAGUACAAGACAAAAUUACCUGAAAUAUGCAGCACAGUUACAGUUUCUGACUAAUCUGCUCAUGUACACAUGUGUUAAAAAACAAUAACACAGAAAAUAACUUCUUUUAAAUAGCGACUAAUCUGCAGAUUAUUUCUUUAAGUAAUCAUGAAUCUUUUUGGUCUAUCUAUUAAAGAGUGAAAAUGGUUUGCAACACACUGAUUCACAUUUGAGAAGAAAUGUAGUAACAAUCUAAAUAGUUGCAUUUUUUUUUGAAUGAUACACCAGUUAAUCAAACUGUCUUUCAGCUCUACAUACAGCAUCUUAUUAAGAUUUACAUUUGAAUUUGCCAGAACUGUUUACUUUUUAGUAAAAAUCCCUUCUUUUAUUCUCUGUGGUGCGAAAAUUACAGUUUAUGUUUACAAAACAAAUUGAGUUUUAAGUGAAAAACUCACAAAAGCUAAAGAUAACAAAUAAUUUUAUAUUAAAAAGCUUCAUUUUUAAUUGCACGCUUAUGUAGAUUGGUGCAGGCACACUUUAUUAGAGAAUUAUUGCUCCAAAAAUUCUAAUUGUACAGCAACUUGUUGAAUCUUAUUGAGUGGAUGUUUUUUUUUUUUAAAUAUGACCCUUUUCGUACCUCUUAACUAACAGUAUUUUUUCCGGUCUAAUCAAACAUGGACAUUUUGUGACAUUUAAGAAGCCUCCCCCUCCUGAAUCCAUCGAGUCAGAAAAAUCAAUUUGCGCUUAGAGCCUCUUAGUUAGAGUAGUGUGACCUCAGCUUAGUAGUUUCUACCUCUCUUUUUCCUGAUCCCACCCAUUUGAAUGUUCAGUCAGCUUAGUUUCUCACCCCCCUCACUUUCCUUUUAUCCGUCUUAGUAUUCUCAGGGUAGAGGUAGUUCAGACGCAGGUGAGUAUGACGCAUGUGAUCACAGGUCUGCAGAGUUAGAUUACCCCCCUGUUGUCUGAAUCUGGAGCUGGCCCGUCUCGCCAUGACAUUUGAAGAGAUUUUAUUGCUCGGGUCUAAGGGUGAAAUUCAGUAAGAAACAGAAGGGCUUAUUCAGGUGAUAUAACGGUGUGUAAAACUUUGUAGAAACAAGGCUAAGAUUAUAUUUUAUUAACAAAGCGGCAAUGAUGUGAGAACUACAAAGGUGAAUUUCUACAUGUCUGAAUGUCAAUUUAUCUGCUGAUGAUGGUGGCAAUGAAGAUGAUUGAUUAUGAUAUCAGUGUAAUGGGAUGCUGAUUUUAAAGAUGAUGAUGGUGAUGAUGAUGAUGAUGAUAAUCCUGACUCUGGGUGAUGCGAAUGUUCAUAAUAUAGUAUAAUGUUCCUGUAGGCUGAAAGCAGUGAAUGAUGGUAAGUUCACCUGCAGUAACAUGACUGGACAGUGUUGGAAUAAAACCACUUCCUGUCUGACUUUUA
Molecule: messenger RNA, 4758 nt
Organism: Notothenia coriiceps (black rockcod)
Lineage: Eukaryota; Metazoa; Chordata; Actinopteri; Perciformes; Nototheniidae
Product: voltage-dependent T-type calcium channel subunit alpha-1H-like
Exons: 15
Coding region: 1-2958 (985 amino acids)
Biological process (GO): positive regulation of calcium ion-dependent exocytosis; transmembrane transport; calcium ion import
Cellular component (GO): neuron projection; plasma membrane; voltage-gated sodium channel complex
Molecular function (GO): calcium ion binding; low voltage-gated calcium channel activity; voltage-gated sodium channel activity
Source: RefSeq, a predicted model, not a curated record